ACCUACAUUAAAGCAGCACAGCUUUCAACAGAAUCGAACGGACUCAAGUCAAUGCCGAUACUGGGCAAUGUGUGUUUACUUCUUGGUGCGUUGCGCCUAUCGCCUCGAGUGAACUAUACCCAGAGAAAGUAUACAUUAGUGAAAGUAUACCUGAAGAGACUAAACCUAGAGGUAAGCAGUAAGUUGGACCGAUCUCUACGGUGGUUGCCUUGUGUAACAAACACACACCAUUUUUUUAUAGUCUUGUGUCAUGAGAUCAAGAUCAGAUGAUUUGUUUUAAACAUCGAGUUCCAACAUUCUAUUGUUAAAGUAACAAUUUCUAUGCAAGUCUGCGACAGUCUAGGGCAGUUUAUCAUUUCUUUGUUUGAGAGCAAGGCCGGUCCUUCGGUUGCUGGCUCACCGGGUUAACUUAACCUUGGCACCCCUUUAAGUAUAAUUAUCAAAAUGUUUUUAAAGAAAAAACAACUAGUGGGUUAGAUAAUGAGUUGAUAACCUAGAUUGUUUUUUCAACCAAUAAUGAACAAUAAAAUAUUCUUGUUCUUAACUUGUAUUUUGACAAAGUGAACAAGUAGCCUACCGGGCGUGGGGCAGUAUGAACAAUUAGCCUACCGGGGGCAGUAUGAACAAUUAGCCUACCGGGGGCAGUAUGAACAAUUAGCCUACCGGGGGCAGUAUGAAAAUUAGCCUACCGGGGGCAGUUUGAGCAAUUAGCCUACCGGGGAAGUAUGAACAAUUAGCCUACCGAUUAAAUUUUUCUUCUAGCCUUUAGAUCAGCAAAUCUUUUUAUUGCACUUUCUAUUGUUCUUCCAUGGCACCCACAUGCAAUGCUUUUAUGUAUUUAAAAAAAAAUCGUCGAUGGCACCCUUAAGCACACGGCGCCCCGGGCAACUAACCGAGUUUCCGGCACCUUGAGCCGGCCCUGUCCGUGAGAUGGUGGUUGCGUUCGCGUCAUCUGUCGAUGUGUAAGACAUAAACAAUGGAGGAGGUGUUUCGUAUUAAAAUAUUUUUUCGGAUAACCGAGAACUCGCACGGAAAUGUUCCGUUAGAGAAGUUAAUGCAAUUUAAUACAAAAUCUUCUCACAUAAUCAUAAUAAACAACUAAAUAAGUAACCGGUUUUGACCCCAAACUGUGUAGCUUAAAGUUCACACAGAUGGUGUUUUUGGCACGCAGUUCUGUAAAGGAUGCACACUAUUUCUUUUAACACAAAACAACCCAUCGAAUUAUCCAAGGGGAAGCUACAGGUGAGCUCCCGCCAUUCAUGAUAUUUGUGUGCAAAAAUGCAACAAAAGAAUAAAAAAAACAAAAAAGCAACAAAAAAAAAGAGAUCUAAACUUUAAUCAAUUAAUGAGAAACGGAAGUCCAUUAAUUGUGUCAACGAAUUCUAGGACAUUUUGAUCCUCUCCCUUGUCUACAACUUUUAAAAUAAAAAAAAAUUAAAAUAAUAAAAUAAAAUAAAUAAAGUAAAUAAAUAUAAAAAAAACCCCUCUGUCCAACCCCCUCUCCCCUGUUUUGUUGACUUAAUUAAUUUCAGCCCCUAGCCUGCCAGCCUGGCGUACAGUUCUCCAUGUGUUCCGUAGAUCGUUGAAGUAUAAAAUACUUUGUUUACGUUUCUUCACUGUCUCAUGACGACUUAUUAUCGUUUCAGCGAUGCGUAGACGAACUUUUCUCGUUGUUGGACGCCAAGGUCAAGGGAAGAGCUCCGUGGGUAAUUCUAUACUACAAUACAAAUAUUUUACGACAAAAACAACCAGGAGAGAGGUCACUGAAUCGAAACCAAAUGUCGAUGUCGCCGAGAAUGAAGGGGUCGUCCUAGUGGACACUACUGGUAUAGGUGACACGGGGUCUGACAUGACAGGAGAUGUCCAGUCUGUGAUAGCAUCUGCCCGUGAAGCUGUGGUUCGCUGUGAUACUGGGUUCGACGCAUUGCUUUUGGUGCUGAAAUACGGGGUCCGGUUCACCAAACAAGAGAAGGACGCCGUACAAAUGGUCAAGUCGAUCUUUGGAGAAAAUGUGUUCAGAGAUUGGGGGAUUUUAGUUUUCUCUUAUGGUGACAACUUUGAUCUGGAUACGGAAGAUGAUGAAAUAACGUUUGAAGAUUGGUGCCGGGAACAAACAGGUCAUAUAAAGACUUUAUUUGAAGAGGUGGGCUACAGGUGUGUUCUGUUUGACAACAGUAGCAAAUAUACAGCGAAACAAGAUAAGGAACGCGAAAAGCUACUGAAAAUCAUAACUCUCAGUCAGCAACCUUAUUCUGAGAAGGACUUUAACACAGCAUCGGCAGGGCGAGAAAAACUCAUUGUGGAGGAGAAAUUGCCAUCACUUAAGAAGGAGACAGAAGCCGUCUUACGUUAUACUGACCAGAGACGUGAGAACCUCCUCAGAAAUGACCAGGGCCUCGGCCAAGAUGACCUGAUAAAGCAAGUGGAAGUCGUUCUCCAACAAGCCACGCAACAUUACGACCGACUUCUAGACGAGGACAGAGGCACCAACGUCUUGAGAGAGCUCCUGAACCAGGUGAGACUGCGUACGAUUGGACUGAGGAGUCGGAUAGACCAGCUGCGAAUUUUUAUUCCAGAUAGAGGUCAAAGGAGGAAUGAUGGAGGCCCUUCUGUAGCUGUUUUUUCGUCCGUUAUGGGAUUUCUUCUAAACAGUUGUAAAAUUCCCUUUGAUUACUGUUUAAAGCCUGCCUUUAAUUUUAUUUAUGAUACAAUAGGAAGAUGUUUUCACAAUUUGCACAAUGCACCUUUUCAACACUCAAGACUUCAAGAAAGUUAUCCAGUCUGAAUAGUGAUGAUAUCGGGGACUGUUUUGAAACAUAACAUUAUUUCAAGAUUUUAAAAAUAGACCAGCUUCAGUUCGGCCUAUCAUACAUUACAAUAUUCGGGUGAUGAUGUUUUGGUUGAGCAAAUGAAGAAAUAAAUAUUUACAAUAUAUUGUAAGUGCAACAUUGAACAUAUGUCCAGGUUCUGCUGUGUUGUAUUCUAUUAUUUUUCUGUUCUUUUGUGGUCUUUUUGUGAUGCGGUCUUUUGUAUUUAUGUCUUUUGUGUAUUGGUAUUUUAUAUUGUUAUCGUUUGUGUUGUGGUCUGUUGUGUUGUGGUAUGUUGUGUUGUGGUCUUUUGUGUUGUGUUAUUUUAUGUUGUAUUAUUUUGUGUUGUGGUCUUUUGUUAUGCUGUCUUUUAUGAUAUGGUCUUUUGUGAUGUGGUAUUUUGUGUUGUGGUCUCUUGCUUUUGGUAUCUUAGGUUUUAGAACAUUGUCUUGUGGUCUUUUAUUUUGUGGUCUGUUGAUUUGUGGUAUUUUACAUUAUUAUCUUUUAUGUUGUGGUCUUUGGUGUUGUGGUCUUUUGUGGUAAAGAUGACACUUUGCAGCAUAUGCUAUAAACGUGGUUUACAAUAAAUUGUGUACAUUAUAAGAACACGUGUGGCCAUCAUGCUUUUGUAGUAAUGGCUACAUCUCCUAUUAUAAUUUAUUUCUGCUCGACAGACUUAUUAUUGGAGUGGUUGACAUUUUUGUGUAUCAAAUUUAUCAUCACAAAUAAAAGUAACUGAUACUCACUGUCUCCCAAAAAGCAUUUGAAUCUUUCCGUUUUACUAAUUUGUCAAGAUACCAGAAAGAUAAGGCGUAAAGUUAUGUUGGGG
Molecule: messenger RNA, 3636 nt
Organism: Lymnaea stagnalis (great pond snail)
Lineage: Eukaryota; Metazoa; Mollusca; Gastropoda; Lymnaeidae
Source: the annotation of a GenBank genome assembly